AGCCAAUAAGAGACCGAAAUAAAACUCACUUGCAACGAUUGCGUCACAACUGCAUAAAAACGUGCGUGAAACAAGAUGGAGGAAUAUGCGAGAGAGCCCUGUCCUUACCGCAUUGUGGAUGAUUGUGGAGGAGCGUUCGCAAUGGGCGCGAUCGGUGGUGGAAUCUUUUCCUUCGUGAAAGGAUGGAGAAAUUCGCCGGCUGGACAAAGACUCUAUGGUAGUAUAGGAGCAGUUAAAACAAGGGCUCCUGUUCUUGGAGGUAAUUUUGCUGUGUGGGGAGGUUUAUUUUCUACUUUCGACUGCUGUCUGAUGGGAUUAAGAGGUAAAGAGGAUCCAUGGAACUCAAUUGGAAGUGGCGCCAUCACAGGGGCUGUGCUAGCCGCAAGAGGUGGACCCUCAGCAGCUGUUAGAUCAGCGGCAGUAGGAGCCAUCUUGUUGGCAUUAAUUGAAGGAGUAGGAAUCUGUAUCACAAGAAUGACAGCUGAACAGUUUAAACCAGUGAUGCCUCAACCUCCGGACCCUGCUCAACUGCCACCCAAACCAUUCAACCCAACGCCACAGUCAACACAAGCUGGAUCAGAAUUUGAUUAUCAACCACAAUAUCAGUAACAUAGGAAGGCACCAAAAUCAUAUUUAGGCAUUGUUUUCAAGGGAAUUUUAUUCACGACUCUUCAAUAUCUUCACCAGGAGCCUUCAAGUGACAUUGCCUCUAAAGAACUAGUUGAAAAUGCAGUGACGUAAUGGAACAUAAUUACAUGCAAGUGAUUUGCCUUAUCAAGGAGACUAAGUUGAAAUGGUUUGAAAGAGCAUUUCACUGGGCAGAGCACAUCUGCCUUUACUGUCACCUGCAUUUUCAGGAUUGUGUUUGAUUGCUGCUGUUUAAAGACUAUACAUGUUCAAACUUUUUGUUUCAAGUUUUCAGCAGCACAAGGUGUUAAGGGAGACAGGGUAUUGUUAAUCAGUACCCGUCUUGUAAAUAGGUAAGUUGACACUACAAACAAGUUUGUCGAAACAUGGACAUGGUAAAGAGAUCAGUUGCUAUAGUUGACAACAGAGUGCCGAGUCUUUGAAACCUUUUUGUAGCAAGCCAUACUCUUCCAAUUUGCUUUAAGUUUUGAGCCAAUUACACUGUGUUGUAUUGUAAUUAAAUUAUGUUUUAAUUGAAAUAGCAAUUACACAAUAAUUUAGAAAAAUAAAGUUAUAUUUAAAAGGGUCUUUGUAAA
This is a messenger RNA of Orbicella faveolata, 1223 nucleotides long. RefSeq names its product mitochondrial import inner membrane translocase subunit Tim17-B-like. The record is from RefSeq and is a predicted model, not a curated record. Gene Ontology annotation, molecular function: transmembrane protein transporter activity. Gene Ontology annotation, cellular component: TIM23 mitochondrial import inner membrane translocase complex. NCBI's taxonomy places the organism in Eukaryota, Metazoa, Cnidaria, Anthozoa, Scleractinia, Merulinidae. Gene Ontology annotation, biological process: protein import into mitochondrial matrix.